Messenger RNA from Parathielavia appendiculata, 2295 nucleotides. RefSeq lists its product as uncharacterized. The record is from RefSeq and is a predicted model, not a curated record. NCBI's taxonomy places the organism in Eukaryota, Fungi, Ascomycota, Sordariomycetes, Sordariales, Chaetomiaceae. The annotation marks the transcript as partial. The transcript has a single exon. Gene Ontology annotation, molecular function: protein binding.
AUGACCCUAGGUUCCGCGCUACCCUGGAGGGCAUGCUCCCCGCUGGGUCGCAUCACGAUCCAGUCCCCACGACGCCAGGGGCUGCCGCUCUCCUCGGUGCUGAAAGACUCCCGAGCCGUCCGCAGUCCCGCCGUCGUCCGAUUCCAAUCGACCGAACGAGCGCAAUCGGCCGACGCUGGCAGUCUCGCAUCAUACAAGCGCCCUCGAACCCAUGAUGCUGCCGUAGCCGACGCGCGGCUUUCCCUCCUCGACCGCCUGGACCGCACGCCCCUGUGGCUCCACGGCGACGAGGAACCGGUCGUUGUCAGACCCGCCGUCGCGUAUCCCAACAAGCGUGAGACUCGCGAAGCCCUGCAGAAGAAACACCGCGCCCUCACGCAGCAGGCCCGGGUUGAACGUCGCCGCAAACAGCCCCGAGCGGGCGACUGGCGCGCCAUUCUUCACCAUCUCAUAAGGUGGACUCCGACCUCUGCACCAGUCCAGGAUGGCAUCAAGGUCAUCAUUCCGGAGCAUUCCGCGAAGCUCCUCUGGUCCGACUACGAGAACAAUGUAUGGAACAUCAAAUCGAGGACCGGCUGUGACAUGACGCUGUGGCGACCACUCGAUGGCGAGGACGCUGAGAAGGAAGGCGAGGACGAGGCUGAGGGCAGCGGUGAGAGACAGAGUGCCGGAACGAGCAAGGACCCCUACAUCGUGCUCGUCGGCCAGCCCACCGCCGUAUCGGCUGCUGUCUAUGACAUCCUGAAGGUUACCAAGGGCGUCACCAUUAUCGGCCUCAAGGGCGGCACUCCGACCGUGCUACAUGAAGGACGGUCGCCUCAACCGCCUCCCACCCACUCGGCCGCCCCCAUGAUCGCCCCGACUCGUAUUCCUCACUAUCCCAUGUCCGCACCAUGCCGGCCGUACAUGCUCAGCAUGAGGGCGGAUCAGAUCCCGCGGCCCAGCGAAUGGACGAUUGAGUCGUUUCAACACUACGUUGCCGCGCUGACCAUGGGCCGUGUGCCCCAGAGUCUUGCCGCAAAGCUGUACCUCGGCGCCGACACCCACCAGGGCACAGUCGUGCGGCGGUUGCACGACCUCUUUAAUGAUCCGGCCGCGUCGGCCGCCGUCUCGAGCCCGGCCUUCAAGCUCGCCCUUCAGUAUCUGGUCCGCGCCGGCGAGACGUUCGUCAAGGACGCCCGGUCGCUGUUUGGCAGCGUCGGUGCCCUGGGCUUGCGCCUCGACACCGACGUGUACAACCUCCUGGCCGAAACAUCGGUCAAGUCCAAGAACCUGCUUGCCUUUGAGGGCACAAUUCGUCGCAUGACAGCCUGUGGACACGCCCCAAAUCUACGAACAUGGCUGCUCUUCCUGCGCCUGGUUGAGGCCGAGGACGUUAGGAGAUACAUCCUCCACGCCAUGCACACCAAGAACUUCUUUGCAGAUGCGAGGACCGUAGCCUCGGUGUCGGUCGAAAUGGCUGAUCAUGAUGUCCACCGUGCAAUACAGCUGGGCCAGGACUUCGACGCUUUCAUCGCCGGACUGCGAGCGUUGUACGGCCCGGAGUGGCAGCUUCAGCGGCGCGCUGCCAACAGGUAUCUGGACGUCUUUGGGCGGUACAGCAAGUUCGAGGAAUCCAGAAAACUUCUCGAGUACAUGUUUGCGAGCGAGUACAGCAUGCCGGACGUCAUAUCGCUCAACACGGUCCUCACGCACUGCAAGCUGCAGAACAAGGUCGACCUGGCCGUGUGCUUCGUCCGCAUGUUCGACCAGCGGCGCUGCCGCGUAGCCGACGACAUCACCUUCCAUUUGCUGUUCGAGGUGGCCCGGAAGACGAGGAAGAUGUACCUGCAGAGCGCCGUGUGGCGUUACGCUCACGUACUGGGCCUGACGAAGCACCGCAUGCGCGACCGGGCUAUUAAGCUGCUUGCCGAGGGAGGCCGGGAGGCCGAAUACAUGACCUACUGGAUACGUCCCUUGUGGGAAGGCCCCGACGGGUGCAAGAUCAGUAAAAAGGAUGUUUUUGAGACGCUGCUGCUGUGUGACGCCCGCCGCUUCAACGUGGCUAGGCAGCUCCAGGCUGGGCAGCAGGGCUCGCGAAGCGAGUCUUCUCCAUCUGAGAACAAGAUUUCCAGGGACAAUCCUUCAGCACAAGAUAGCCUAACAGAAUCUCUCCCAGAACGCUCGCCAGAACAUUCCCCGGAACACAACUACUACCUUUACGCCAAUUCCAUGUCCAGACUGGCCCAGCAGUACAUGCCCGCGGUUCCGCUCGGCGAUUUCCUGCAGGCGGCGCUCGACCACGACCGAAAGCUG